GCAGGAGCAGGUUCAAUGUCUCAUUUGCCAGUCGGCUAGGCAGGGAACGCGUUUCGCUAAGAAUAGGAGGACAACCAAAGCUUCAGACCAAGCUGUUCUUCCGUUGCCGGCGGUUGUUCAGUAGCGUGUUGGAUCUCGGUGAAGCCAAACGGUUUGGUUUUUUGCUCGCUUCGAAGUCUCGGCCGCAGUUUCAGUAACAGUAUCCGGAAUCGGCUCAAGCAAACUUUUCUGAAGCCAGAGUGCAUCUCCGUGUAGUUGGGUGGUAUCGUACACUUAAGCUGAAUUAACAACUAGAGGCCGGCGUGUGCAGUUGAUUGAUUCUGAUGGGGGUUUGUGUGGCCGUUGAGUUCAUUAGCGAAUUCGAGUGGAUUAUGCUCACUUAAGAUACAUCUUGAGCGAAAACCGAAAUGAUUUGUCUAAAUUAGUGAAUCAUUUUAAGUAGAAUGUUGUAACAAGUUUCCGGCAGCAAAAAAAUAAUCUAAACUUUGGCCAGUGCUGAUGGAACACUGAUUGAGGAGCAGCAGAUUGUUAGCUAACCUCAUCAUAAUUCGAGCCGAUAAACAUAAAAAAACGCCAAAGCAAUAAAAAUCAUCCACAGGAAAAUAUUGUGUCUGUGUAAAAUUUAUAAAAAAAAACCAUUCGGUGGCUCCAGAAAGUGAUUGAUCAAACAGUGUUUACAAGAUUAAGAAGAGCACAUCACGGCAGAUUAAAAAAAGAAAAAUUGCUCUAGAUAAAUCAACCUAAAAAUAGCUGCCCAACCUCUAGAAUAGGAGAAUUGAACCGUCAGAAAAAAAGAGCACAAAUUGCCCCCGAUCGGGAAGAUCCAUAAGAAGUGUGAAUAAAAAAAUCAAACUUAGACCAAGCGGUUUGAAAAAAAAAAAAACUCGGAAAUCCAACCCAUCUCUCACAAAACAUAUCAAAAAAGGGGUUCCAAAAAAGUUGAAAUUUCGUGCAAUCCGUGAACCCGGGUUUGGAUCAAGCAAGCAGCUUACUGUGUAAAAAUUUCGUGUACCUACCUACUGUAAGCCAGUGAGUGCUAGUCAAGUCGAGUUGAGUACGAGUGUGAUAAUUGAUGACACGGGGUUUCUGCUGCAAAUUGCCGCUCGCUUUUGAUCGCUCUGAUAAGUGGAGAUGAAUAGCGUGUGAAAAAAUUAGUGAAAAGACCAACCUUCACCCAUCUCCAUUCAUCGUAGAAAAGAACGAACACAUAUCGGUUCAAGGGGGGCUUUCACGUGAUUGUCUAAGUGCGUGGGUGAUGUGCUGUGCUGUGCUGUUAUCUAAACAGAAUCCGUGAAAAGGUUCCACGGAUCAAAAACACCCACAGACCGUCAAACCUUCGCGGUGUCCUCCACGGUGCUUGAAAGAAGAAGACCGCCUAUGGAUGGUGUGCACAUUCCCAGAAUUUGACGUGAUUUGGAUGAACUAGGCGGAUUUCCUUGACGAUUUCUGUGUGCCAAAUCUGGCUAAAGACUUAAUUGCCCGAAUGUUCACCAUGUUAAUUCCGAAACGUGCAUCCAUCCUUCGAAAAUAGUCAUUUUAGUGUAACCCUGGAGCGGUAGUUAAUUAUAUUUGCCCACGUCCGCGCUCUGGAAGUCUCCCACCCGCAACGCGAAAGCCAUGCUAGAUCCGGGCCUCAAAACGGAACUACCGCCAGUAAUCCAAAGUUUUGCCACCACCUACAAUGGCAGCGAUAGUAGAGUGGUCUCUUCUUCCACAGCCCUCGGAGACUCUUCCUCCGAUGAAGCGUACGGGAAUGUGGUCUACCAGGAGUCGCGGUUUGGUGCGGGGGCGAAUGGCCGGAGUGACUAUAGCGAGCUGGCCCUACUGGAGACUCUCCUGCUCAACUAUACGACCGAGCUUGUCAACGUUUCGACCACAGAGGUUCCCUACACGCCGUACGACCGGAGGCCAGAGACGUACAUUGUGCCGUUCCUGUUCGCGCUCAUCUUCGUCGUUGGCGUCCUGGGCAAUGGGACGCUCAUCAUCGUCUUCCUGAGGCAUCGGGCGAUGCGAAACGUUCCCAACACCUACAUUCUGUCAUUAGCAUUGGCGGACUUGCUCCUGAUCGUGACUACGGUUCCUUUCACGUCCAUCGUCUACACCCUGGAUUCGUGGCCUUGGGGCAGCCUGCUCUGCACUUCGUCCGAGUUUAUCAAGGAUGUGUCCAUCGGGGUGUCGGUUUUCACUCUGACUGCCCUAUCCGGGGACCGAUUCUUUGCCAUCGUCGACCCACUGAGGAAAUUUCACGCACACGGCGGCGGGCGAAAGGCGACAAGAAUGACCAUCACCAUUGCCGUGCUGAUAUGGGUGUUGGCGAUAGUUUUUGCCAUUCCGGCCAUCCUUGGGACGCAUAUCAGGACGGCCAAAGUGAAUAAGGACGUAACGAUCGACUUUUGCUAUCCAUUUCCGGGUGAGUGGGGUCCGGACUACGCCCGAGGGAUAGUGCUGGCCAAAUUUCUGGCCUACUAUGCGGUGCCUCUGUGUAUAAUAGCAAUCUUUUACGCACUGAUAGCCCGGCAUCUGAUUCAUAGCGCCAAACACGUGCCUGGAGAAACGCAGGGAACGGUGCGGCAGGUCAAAGCGAGACGGAAAGUGGCCAUCACGGUGCUGGCGUUCGUUGUGAUAUUCGGAAUCUGCUUCCUGCCGUCGCAUCUCUUCAUGCUGUGGUUCUACUACAACCCAAACUCCCAGGAAGACUACAACCAUUUCUGGCACGUGCUGCGAAUAGUGGGUUUUUGUCUCUCGUUUGCCAACAGCUGUGCCAAUCCAGUCGCAUUGUACUGUGUGAGCGGAGCUUUCCGGAAACACUUCAAUAGAUAUUUACUUUGCGAGGGUUCGUCCAGCGCGCGGAGACGUCGAGGCGAUAACCUCGGCCAUAGGGACACAUCCCUGACGAGCACCAUGUCCAGACGGUAUCCCAGCAAACGGAUCGGGAACCAAUCGAUGAGAGUCAACAUCCAGGAGACAACAAUCAUCAUGCUUCCGAACGGAAAUAACAACGCCAAUGGAAACCACCUGGAGCGGGAUGGAAUUUGUCCCUCGUAAUGACCAGCACCGGGAGCAUCUUCCGGAAUGUGACAGGUUCGGUCAAGUGUGGCACAACGUUUAAGUGUCCACUACAGGAUGCAGCUCUACGAGGAAACCCACCAACAACAACAACAACAACAGCAGUGUCUGUCCGACUAUGACGGGACGCCACUAUGAGCGCCGUCCCUAAAACACUCAUUCCCCACCACUUUUCUUUCCGUUUCGUCUCCCUUCCAUCCAAAAUUGUACAGAGGCAUCAAUCAACCAAAAUGUCACCGGCACUGAGCGGCCCGGGAUUGCUUGAUACCCAACUGUGGACCUUCGGUAAAUAUAACCCAGAAAUAAAUAAAUUCAGCGCAAUCCGACGGCUGCCGGGUGACUUUUUCGCAAAUUAUUACCAUUUCCUUGAAAUUAGAUAUGAAAUCGUUGCAAGAUAUUUAUCAAAAACUGAGGAAAUGUACGGGUGGAGUGGUUUGUUCCGUUUAGUUGAAGGAAAAAUCUUCCAGCAUCCGAAAAUUCGGAAGUAGUGCACCGUCUCGUCGUUCUUCCUCGUGGCUGGGUGUUUUGUUAUCGUUGAAAAAGCAAGAGAACGAAUGGACGCGAUAAGCUUGUCAGAAAUUUGCUAAUCAUUUCAACCAACAGCAAAAAAUUCCAUUCUGGCAAUCUUGGACCGAAAAUCUCAUAGCUUUAGGGGCUGGUUUUGAAUUGUACAAUAUGCUGCGUACAGUGGGUUAUGGAUUCCUUUUUAAAAAAAAAUCACAUUAAAAAAUCAACUCUGAGUUGAUAUGAUAUUUUGAAUUUCUAUGUUAUUCCUGAAAUGUCACAGAAUACUUCAGAAAUUAUACAGAAGAUCCCCGCCUAUCCGGAGGAAGAACCAGGACUAUCCUGUUACUCUGGUUUUGCAUAUCAUCCGGGGGCAUAGCUCGAUAAAUAUGAAAAUCUUAUUUGACAAAUGUAGGGAAAUUUUUCAUGAGUUUUAUACAAUGCUUUUCAACCAGUUUUCGAAAAAGAUGCUUUUGUUCGUUUUUAUUGCUUGUUUAAUGGUUUUUUUAUAAAAAGCCUCAGACAUAAA
This is a messenger RNA of Uranotaenia lowii, 4099 nucleotides long. RefSeq names its product neuropeptide CCHamide-1 receptor-like. The coding region runs from base 1618 to 3045 and encodes 475 amino acids. Lineage: Eukaryota; Metazoa; Arthropoda; Insecta; Diptera; Culicidae. Gene Ontology annotation, molecular function: G protein-coupled peptide receptor activity. Gene Ontology annotation, biological process: G protein-coupled receptor signaling pathway. Gene Ontology annotation, cellular component: membrane. The transcript is spliced from 10 exons. The record is from RefSeq and is a predicted model, not a curated record.